AUGUCUGAGACUAAGGAACUCACCCUCACCGAGGUCGCCGCCCACAACACGAAGAAGGAUCUGUACAUGAUCAUUCACGAGAAGGUCUACGAUGUCACCAGCUUCGUUGACGAGCACCCGUACGUUGAUUUCACCCCACCCUUCAUCUUCUCUCGCGGCGGUGAGGAGGUCCUCCUCGAUGUCGGCGGUCAGGAUGGUUCCGAGGCCUUUGAGGAUGUCGGUCACUCUGAUGAGGCCCGUGAGAUCCUCGAUGGUCUGCUCGUGGGCAGCGUGAAGCGCAUGCCCGGUGACCCCGCCCCCAAGGCCCAGGCCUCCACCAGCAGCUCCUCCGCCUCCGCCUCCUCAUCUUCCGGUAGCCUCGGCGUCGGCCUCUACGCCGUCGUCGUGCUCGGUAGUCUCAUCGCCUACGGUGCCUUCCACUAUGUCAACUCCCAGCAGCAGUCCCAGUAA
Molecule: messenger RNA, 450 nt
Organism: Penicillium diatomitis
Lineage: Eukaryota; Fungi; Ascomycota; Eurotiomycetes; Eurotiales; Aspergillaceae
Product: cytochrome b5-like heme/steroid binding domain-containing protein
Exons: 3
Coding region: 1-450 (149 amino acids)
Biological process (GO): sterol biosynthetic process
Cellular component (GO): endoplasmic reticulum membrane; intracellular membrane-bounded organelle
Molecular function (GO): heme binding
Source: RefSeq, a predicted model, not a curated record